GAACAGACACAAUACAGAAGGAAGCUGCGAGAGAGCCAAUGCAGAGGCUCAAAGGCUUUUUCUUUUCUUUUCUGGGCCACACUUUCAGAAUCAAAAUUGCUCACAACACACAGGUUUAUUUUUAUUGAUAAGAAAUAUAUUGGAAAACAAAAAGAAUCGCCUCCUAGCAGGGCUUGCUUUAUAGCACAGAAAGAGCUGUUUUAUAAUAUGAUCAUGGCAGGGCCGGAUUUAGGUUUGAUGAGAUCCUAAACUACUGAAGGGGUAAUGGGGCCCUUUAUACGCCAAGCUGUCCUUGGUCAACAACAAACUGUAGCUGUUUUUUAUGUUGAAUAUACGCUAUAUGGUAAUUUAUCGAUGUACUAGGUAUCUAAAGCCAUUUGCACAUAAUAAAAUAUGUAUUUUACCAGUGAUGUUUUAAGGAGUAGGCUCGCAGGCGGGGCCCAUUACUUACAUCAUAGGAGCCUACACAACACAAAACACUGUUGUUGUAUGUAGGUGGUGUUGUUUAAUAUUUUGGAAAUGUACAUCCAGUUGUUUUUUCCUUUUAAAUUUUUUGGGGCCCCCAAGAGUGUGGGGCCCUAAGCUAUAGCUUGUUUACCUUAUACGUAAAUCCAGCACUAGAUCACGGGACAUCCAGAAAGUAUAAAACAACACAUAAGAACAUGAAUCAUUCCCAAAAUAUAAUUACAAACGAGCCUCUUACAUAUGUACCUUAAGUACGUAUACAAACUCAAUGAGAGGUGUGAGCUUGCUUUCACUGGGUAAUCUCCUUUAUACAGUGGUACCUUGGGUUAAGUACUUAAUUCGUUCCGGAAGUCCGUUCUUAACCUGAAACUGUUCUUAACCUGAAGCACCACUUUAGCUAAUGGGGCCUCCUGCUGCUGCCGCGCUGCCGGAGCACGAUUUCUGUUCUCAUCCUGAAGCAAAGUUCUUAACCCGAGGUAAUAUUUCUGGGCUAGCGGAGUCUGUAACCUGAAACGUAUGUAAGCUGAAGAGUAUGUAACCUGAGGUACCACUGUAUUAGGUCUAACUCUCCUCAUCCACACAAAAAAUGUGUUCUCUUGAUUUGAUUAUGAUUUCAAUAAUGAUUUUAUUUCUUCUUCGUGAAGUUGUCACCUGUGCAUGCAUGCUCGUCUGCGCAUGCAUGAUGCCUGUCUCAAAUGUCCACACCAUUUUUAAGUACAAAGUGAAUGUGGCUUAAGUUUUCUAGUUGGACUGAACCUGGUUAGAGGGGAAAACGCACCAAACAGCAGUAUUUGCCAAGAAACUACAGGUCUGAUACGGCUUGUGGCUAAACAGCAUGCGAAUGCAGCUUCAAAAACCGGCACAGGGAGCCCACUGAAUGCAGAGUUAGUGGCAAUGUGAAUGCACCCAAAGCCUCUCUUCUGUGUGUGCUUGUUUCAUAAGCCCCCUUGAGCACUGUUUUUUUGUGAGGAAAUGGGUCGCAACAAGGGGGCGAGAAGUGACCUCAGUCACCAUGUACAAGCUUGUCCCAUGAGCAUAAGAGCUGAGGAAAAAGGCGGUGCGUCAGUCAGCUCCCACACAACCUUCCAAGCAGUGAUAUUUUAACUUGAAAUGUGUGCUACCCACAGGUGGAAGGAAAGGAGGGAAACGAAAAUAGGCCAGCCAAUGGGAGAUGACGAUGCUCUGAUACGGGUGCAGAUCUGGCUUCCUGUUUCAUUGCCACAGGAAGUUGGUGUUUGAGCCAACAAGGUGCACACUGACACCCCUGCAGCGUCUCCUCCGUACAACUAGAGACCAAUUAUGGUAAGAAACCCGUAAGAGGGACUCUCUUUUGCCUUUAUUCCUUUGAGUUGUUUUCUUUUGGGUCUCUCUCUGAACACCUUGGAAGGACCAGACAGUGGGACGCCUCCUCCUGACGCUAUCUUUCUUGUCUGCCUCAGGACAAAGAUUACGUUGGAUUUGCAACUCUGCCCACCCAAGUCCACAGAAAGUCCGUAAAGAAGGGGUUCGAUUUCACUCUGAUGGUUGCAGGUAACGUGUUGAGAAGACCCACUUUCUCCAUCCUCACCAGCUCCAACACCCCUGAAUGCACCCAGACACACUCCCUGCGGCUCUCUUUCCUUUCCAUGCUACUGCAGACCUGCUGUUUUGUCUUGGAAAAUGAAGAGGUGCCCUUAAGUGUUGCAUUUUGCAUGGUUCAGACCAGGUUGUGGAAGAGACUCUGGCUUGCGCACCAAGUGCAGCCAUUCAGGCCUCUCUGCCUGGUCCUCAGGGCACUGUGUAGGGCACAACCCUCUCCUCCCCGUCCCUGACUGGGCUUUGAACACCACACAUUCUUUUUAUUUGACCAAAGGUGGAUUUAGGGGAGAACGACUGGUUCCCCCACACUGGGUGCCGAGCUGAGGGGGUGCCGCAGGGCACUCUGCAACAGUGACAAAAAACGGAAGGCAAGUUGGGGGGGGGGAGGGCACUGAAAUUUGGUGUCGCACAAGGCGCUGCUGAAGUUUGUUUUUGUUUAUUAAUUUUCAAAAAUUCAAAACAAACAAACAGACAGACAAACAUACAUACAUACAUCCUGUUUAAAUCUUGGUAACAUUAUUAAGUGACUUCCUCAAAUCCCCUUGGUUGAAUUUCAUUAUAUAUCAUUUUAAGAGUUUUCCAAAAUCGAUUUUCUCAAAAAAUUUACUUGAUCACUUAACCUCUUUCAUUCUUUCUAAUUUAGCUUUAAACAUCUUAAGUCUUAUCCUUACAUAUUUAAAUCCUAAGCCUAUCUAUUAUUUGCAAGCUUUUCCAAUUAAGUUAUCUUAACAUAUUUAGCUAAAUAGUCUUUAAAUUUCAUCCAUUCUUCCUGAUACUCCUCCUCCUUUUGGUGGCGCUGCUGAAAUUUUAAAGCCCAAGGUCUGCCAUUGCUUUGACCUGUGAUCGAGCCUUUUGGCUUUCUGGAUAGAGAAGAGUGGGUGAGUGUGGUUGUGUAGAAGCUAACCUACUAUACAGUGGUAGAAUUCACAUGAAUGGCUCGGCCCACUUUUGUCUCUGGCCUGCCCACCAUUGGCUGGUGGACCCUGAAAGUGUGACCAGAAGCGAUUGCCCUGAAAAAAGGUGCCCAACUCCCUGGUCAAAGCACUGAUGGCGACUGAUCAGUGGGCAAUUUGGCUGCCUUUUGUUCCAAGCCACACUAGAAUGUAUCUUGAGACACAUCCACUUCUUAGUGUCAUAGGAGAGGCGAGUCUCUCAGGCCUGCUCCUCGAACCCACUAGGACAGGCUUCCUCAACCUCAGCCCUCCAGAUGUUUUUGGGCUACAACUCCAAUGAUCCCUAGCUAGCAAGACCAGUGGUCAAGGACGCUGGGAAUUGUAGUCUCAAAACAUCUGGAGGGCCGAGGUUGAGGAAGCCUGCACUAGGAUAUAUUAUGCUUCCAGAGGUAGGGACAGAAAUCAGAAUCCUGACUAGAGCUGGACGGACCAGUCUGUUUCCAGACCAUGUUAAAUUACUAUGUUUAUUCAUAAAUUCAUUUUUGUACCACUGCUGCAUUAAUCUACAUUUAGAAAAAACAACAACACCCGUAUGAUUUGUUUAAAUGAUAAGUAAAUUUGUACUUUAUCUCACUGUAAGCAUUUCUAAACUGUCUUAUUUUUUAAAAAUAUGCAUUUUCAAGUUGGUGCAUUUUUUGAGCCAAGGACUGUAUUGCAAAAUUUGGAGACAUAACUGAAAGAUGAUCAGUACAGGAGGCAUCCAUUGAGGUCAGGUUUGCAUCGGAAUUCAUAGAAAUAAAAUCCCUCAAGCAUCUCCAGACCUGAAAACCAGAAAACUAGUCUCUCAGGCUUAUUCCUGUCUUAAUCAAGUUCCUCCAAGUUCAAGGAUCAUCAGCUGAUACCUUCACGUUCAUUCAUCCAAUAGGAGAAUCUGGGCUGGGAAAAUCCACUCUUGUCAAUAGCCUCUUCUUGACAGAUCUAUAUAAGGACCGGAUACUUCCGGAUGCACAAGGUAAGGACUGCUGGCAGCUCCAGUCUGCAAUGUUUUUGGAUGGGGUGGGGAGAGCUGAGAGUGUGACCCCAGUGCUAUUACUGCCCUGCCUCCCCCACUUCACAGGCAGGAUCCCCCAGACUUUGGAAAUUGUCAAGCAUGCAGUAGACAUUGAAGAAAGGGGAGUGAAAGUGAAAUUGACGGUGAUCGAUACCCCAGGAUUUGGAGAUGCAGUGGACAACACUGAGUGGUAAGAGGCCAGCUGGAUGUAUUCCUGUGCCCCAGCUCUGAAGAAGCAAAGGGAUGAAUAAGGUGCUAUGGCAGGGAAGGUGGGAUCUGGGAACCAGAUCUGGGGGAUCAAGGAUUCAUGGAAGUGGGUCCAAAAUUAGGGGUGCUGAAAGCCAGUAUUUAUUGGGUCUUUGAGAGUAAAGUGAAGAAAGCAUAUCUUGUCUACUUUUGAAAGCCCAAAGGAUGGGGGAUGAGGAAAGAGUUCAUACAUGCAUGUUCAGCACCCAGUUAUAACAUCUAGUGCAGAAGUGGGCAAGUGGCCGGAGGAGGGAAAGCAGUAUAUGAAAGAGAAAUAAGAGGAGGGCAGCGAGGAAGAGAAAAGACAGGUCCCACCCACUUCUUGUAUAUAAUCCUUGGCAAGAUUAUCCUGGAGGACAUGUGGCCGUUGACCAAAAAAAAGGAUUGCCCACCCUAUUCCAAUAACUGGUUUUCACUAUAGAGCGAGCACCACAGACGGUUGGUUUGCAUUGAGACCUCAAACCAUGGCUUACGUUAACCUUUUCAGAUGUUACAAGCAAAUAACAGUGUGCGCCCCUACUUUCUUCCCUGCCUUAUCUUGAGAACCCCCAGAUUCUGUUGUAAGCAGUGGCCUUUGAGAGCGAAGCAAUGGGCCAAACCAUAGCUUUCGGAUUCAUACGUGAUGCCAACCAAACUGGGCUUAAGAUCCUGGCUUGGUGGACAAACUAUAGCUCACACGCCACAGGAAACCAUGGUUUGUUGCUAUGUCUCAGAUAGAACUUUGAUGCCCUAUGACAUUCCCUCAGACAACAGGCAAGUGAUAUGUGUCUAUGUGGAAGUAGCUGAUCUUCCUCCUGGCCUUUAAAGACCAAUCCAGGCUGUAGUCCCCCUCAUUACGUAAAUGUAGCUAAGGAAACUAGGAUUUGGUGGGGUGGGUGUGUAUGAUUCUGACUAGCAAUGGGGCCUUCUCACCACCUCAUCCCCCUUUCUUCUCCUACCUGGUUUCUACUGCAGCUGGAAGCCAAUUGCCCACUACAUUGAUUCCCAGUUUGAGCAGUACUUUCGAGAUGAGAGCGGCUUGGACCGCAAGAACAUUCAGGAUGGGCGUGUCCACUGCUGUCUCUAUGUCCUGUCACCCUUUGGACACGGGUAAGAUGUGUGCAGCUUUAGGGUGUGGCCAUAGGGAGUCAGGAUCAUGUCUUUCAGUGCUUGAAAGGAUAGCAGCUCUCCAUGGUUUUUAUUUCCAGCACCUAGUUCAUUGCUGAGAGCCAGUGUGGUGUAGUGGUUAAGAGUGGUAGUCUUGUAAUCUGGGGAACUGGGUUUGUGUCUCCGCUCCUCCACAUGCAACUGCUGGGUGACCUUGGGCCAGUCAUACUUCUUUGAAGUCUCUCAGCCCCACUCACCUCACAGAGUGUUUGUUGUGGGGCAGGAAGGGAAAGGAGAAUGUUAGCCACUUUGAGACUCCUUUGGGUAGUGAUAAAGCGGGAUAUCAAAUCCAAACUCUUCCUCUUCUUCUCCUCCUCCUCCUUCUUCUUGGAUGAGUGGCAGCAUAAUAAAGUGCCACUGAGCAUGUGCCAACUUCCUUUACUGCUGACGGCCCAGCUUAUCAGCACAAACCUGGCAGCCAGAUCUUAAGUGGACUGGAAUCCUGAUUGUUUUUUCAUUUUUUUAUUAAAAAAUGAAAUGAAUGGCGAGAGGGGGCAAUCACAGUUCAACACAAAUUGUGAAAACAAGCCCAGCUUCGAGACUCCAAGGGUUAGUGGGGGUAGGAGGCAGAACUGCCAGGGGCUCUGAAAACAGGGGUCAAGGAUUUUGAUCCCGCCACUCUACCACAGGCUCCGCCCCCUGGACAUUGUAUUCCUCCGAGCCAUCCACGACAAAGUCAAUAUUGUGCCGGUGAUUGGAAAGGCGGACAGCUUGACUCCAACAGAGGUGAAACACAAGAAAGAGAAGGUGAGAAAGGGGAAGGGCCACCGUAGCUCAGCUGGAAGAGCAUCUGCUUUGCAUGCAGAAGGUCCCAGGUUCAAUCCCCAGCCUCUCCAGGUAGACUCCCUACCUGAAACCCUGGAGAGUCUCUGUCAAUCAAUGUAGACGAUACUGAGCUGGAUGGACCAAUGGCCUGGCACCAUGUGGGGCAGCCCCCGAUGUUCCUGUGGGAGGCGUCUGAAAGGGGUGUUGCAGGGGAAGCUCAUAUAUGCUGGGUUGGAACAGAUGAAUGCAGCAAGUAGCUCACUUGUCUGAAGUAAACACCUCACUGUAAGGAUAUGGAGCCUCCAGUACUCUCUACAGGAAAUCUCAUUGCAAUACCUGCACCUCUGGAGCCAAUUUCUUCACACACCCCACUGCUAGUCCUGUCCUCUGCACAGCUACAUUUCAUGGCUAUUUUAGCUCCACAUUUUGAUUCCUUUGGACAUACAGAUCCGGCAGGAGUUAGAGGAAAACGGGAUCAAUAUCUAUGAGUUUCCUGACUGUGACUCGGAUGAAGACGAAGAGUUCAAAGCUCAGGAUGCGGAGAUGAAGGUGAGGAACUCUGGUCUUCCCUCUGUGGGGGAGAAGUGUCGGGUGGGAUGGAAAAGGUGGAGCAAUAAUAGGCCUCAUUGGCGUUCUUCCUGCAGCAAAGCAUCCCCUUUGCUGUAAUUGGAUCCAGUCAGGUGGUCAAGGAGUUGAAGGACAAAGUGUUCCGGGGACGGCAAUAUCCUUGGGGGACAGUGGAAGGUAAGUUGCAUUAAGAGGGCACUCAGCAGAGGGCGCUGUGUCAAAGGAAGUUACUGAUCUCGACUUCCUAUUUCCCCCACCCCACCCCCUAGUGGAAAAUGCGGCUCACUGCGACUUCCUCAAACUUCGGAACAUGCUGAUUCAAACCCAUAUGCAGGACUUAAAGGAUGUGACCCACGAAGUCCAUUACGAAAACUACCGCGCGCAAUGCAUUCAGAGUCUGACCAGACCUGGGGCACGAGACCGCAGCAGCCGCGCGUAAGCAGAUUCUGUUUUCUGUAAGGGAAGAGGAUUUGGACAGGCCAGGGCAGAGGGCUCAGUUGUGAGAUGAACAAAGAAGUUGGAGGGAGUCUGGUUAAUUUAAGACAAGAAAAUGAUCAUAAAACGGAACUGCGCACACUCCACACUGAUAUAUCCUUUAAAAAGACGAAGUUUUAUCCAGCAAAUACCAAGGAGUAAGUUGGCAGUUCCCAGUUCCUUAACUCCCUACUGGCAAUUUAACAAAUUGCUUUUAAGGCAGAUGUGGGGAACCUUUGCCCAUCCAGAUGUUGCUGAACUACAGCUCCCGUCAUCCCAGGUCCUACCUUGCUAGGCUUGAUGGGAGUCUUAGUUCAGCAACAUCUGGAGGGCCAAAGGUUCCCUACAUCCUGGCUUAAGGACUGGGGGAAAGAGCUGCGAGGGGACGUGUUAGUUAUGCUUCAGGUAGGGGUACAUAUGUAGCCCACUCCCUGCUUGCAGGCAGGGCGGAAUGUGCUGCAUACACUAGCAUGCUGUUUGUUCAUAACCAGGAAUCCUGCCUUACACCCAUUAUCUUCCUGCCAUGCUACACUCACUCUUUGCCGCUAUGCUGCACUGCUUUAGUGGUAUGAUCCAGUGAACAUAGCAAGCUCCCUUGCGCAGAGUCCAGCCAUUUGUCCGUCUAGCUCAGCAAUGCCCUGCACCCAUUGUUCUUCAGCCUGGGGUCCCCAGAUAUUGUUGGACUGCAACUCCCAUCACUCCCAGUCAGCUUAGCCAGUGGUCAGGGCUGAUGGGAAUUGUUGUCCAGCUAAGAAUGCUGGUCUACACUGCCUGGGAGCAGCUUUCCAGAGUUUCAGGCAGGGUUCUCCGCCAGCAUUACCUGGAGACGCCGGGGAUUGAACCCGGGACCUUCCACAUGCAAGGCAGGUGUGCUCUACCCCUGGGCUACAGCCUGCCCCCAGAGCUAAUGUACAAGCAGGAGCCAGGAUCUUCCUGUACUCUAUCACCAACUCUCUUUCGCCUCCCUAGGAAACUGUCACGUCAAAGUGCCACUGAGCUGCCACUCCUGCCUCUGGCCGAGACGGAGAAAUUAAUUCGCGAGAAAGACGAGGAGGUGAGUCUUUGCACGUUUUAAGGCUUUGUGUUUGUGUUAGAUCUGAGUCCCUCAGCAGAUGCAUCUUAGCACUCGGCAAGCGAUACAAAAAAGGUGGGUCCACCCCAAAGGCAAGUGCAACCUCAGCAUCUCUUGUCUCUCUUUGUCCAGCUCCGUCGGAUGCAGGAAAUGCUGCAGAAGAUGCAGGCACAGAUGCUGCAGAGCAAAGGGGAGCAGUGUGACAACCUCUGAAAGGCAGCAGAGCUCCUUUCCCACACUGCUAUGAGAAUCCCAAUGGAAAGAGACUUAAUUCUGCUUCUAUGUGGCCAAAGCAGGGGGCCACACUGGUAAUGGAAAUGGAAGAGUUAAGUGUUGGUGGGUAUGCUAUGUAUUUGAGAGAGAAAACCCCUGUGGACCUCCAGAUGUUACUGGACUACAACUCCCAACAUCCCUGAUCUUUGCCCAUGCUAGUUGAGGCUGAUGGGAGUUGGAGUCCCCACAAUAUGCAGAGGGCCACAGGUCCCCCAACCCUGGCUUAAGAAAUUAUCACACUGGAUAACCUGUCUAUCAUAUAUAUGUGCAUAUAUAUAUCCCUUCUUUCUCCAACCCCCCAGCCCUCACCCCACCAUUGUCCACUGACUGUUUUAGUAUCUUUCAAUAAGACACAAUGACUGACUGCUCAAUGGAAAUAAAAUGUAUUUUACAAGGCUGAAGACUGGCUCCCUAACAGAUCUCCAAAUCAUUUGUAUG
Podarcis lilfordi (Lilford's wall lizard) is the source of this 8968-nucleotide messenger RNA. The record is from the annotation of a GenBank genome assembly. NCBI's taxonomy places the organism in Eukaryota, Metazoa, Chordata, Lepidosauria, Squamata, Lacertidae.